This is a messenger RNA of Anoplopoma fimbria (sablefish), 3024 nucleotides long. RefSeq names its product calsyntenin 3 (gene clstn3). The record is from RefSeq and is a predicted model, not a curated record. Lineage: Eukaryota; Metazoa; Chordata; Actinopteri; Perciformes; Anoplopomatidae. Gene Ontology annotation, molecular function: amyloid-beta binding; calcium ion binding; X11-like protein binding. Gene Ontology annotation, cellular component: cell surface; postsynaptic membrane. Gene Ontology annotation, biological process: positive regulation of synapse assembly; homophilic cell-cell adhesion; positive regulation of synaptic transmission.
AUGGCCAGAAUGAAUUUUCUCUCCUUCUUCCUCCUUUGCUUGACUUCGGUUGCCAAUGGCAACAAAGCCAAUAAGCACAAGCCAUGGAUCGAGACAGAGUACCAGGGGAUCGUCAUGGAGAACGACAACACGGUGCUGCUCAACCCCCCUCUCUUUGCCCUGGACAAGGAUGCUCCACUCCACUACGCUGGUGAAAUCUGUGGAUUCCGGGUCCACAAUGGUCCCUCAGGUUCAGGCUCAGUCCAGUUUGAAGCUGUGGUCCUUGACCGCUCCACCGGUGAGGGCCUGGUCCGGUCCAAGGAGCCGCUGGACUGCGAGAGCCAGCGGGAGCACAGCUUCACCAUCCAGGCCUACGACUGCGGAGAGGGACCCGAUGGAGUCAACAGCAAGAAAUCCCACAAGGCCACCGUGCAUGUUCGCGUUAACGACGUCAAUGAGUUCUCCCCGGUGUUUGUUGAGCGUCGCUACGAGGCCUCAGUCCCAGAAGGACGUCUGUUUGACCGAAUCGUGCGCGUGGAGGCUCUGGAUGCCGACUGCUCCCCGCAGUACAGCCAGAUCUGCUUCUAUGACAUCAUCACUCCUAAUGUGCCCUUCGCUAUCGACAACGAUGGUAACAUCAAGAACACAGAGCCGUUGGACUCAAAGCGUCAGCGCGUUUUCACCUUCUGGGUGACCGCCUUCGACUGUGGAAAGAACCGAGCUCAGGCCGAUGCUCAGGUCGUCGUCACCGUCAAGCCGUCCUGCAAACCCGGCUGGAUCGGAUGGACCAAGCGUGUAGAGUACACACCCGGGUCAGGCAGCAUCCCCUUGUUCCCCAGCCUGCAUUUGGAGACCUGUGAGGAGACUGUGUGGAACAUCCAGGCCACCGUAGAGCUCCAGACCGGCCACAUCGGGAAGGGCUGUGACAGAGACAGCUACUCUGACAGAUCUGUGCGACGGCUGUGCGGUGCUGUCAGGGGUGAAGUAGACCUCCUCCCUCCUCCGUCUCCUGCUGCCAACUGGACCUCUGCUCUGCCCACUCUGCCCUCAUCUGACUCCUCUCUGGUCUUCUCCUUCAACGGAUCCAACCACGUCGCGCUGGUGCCAGAUUCGGUUGUCUCUGCGUUGUCAGGCGACCACUUCACCCUGCAGCUGUGGAUGCGAAGGGGCGGAGCCAACAUCCAGCCUGCGACCACUCAGACCAGAGGCAGUCGCAAGGAUGAGGAGACUAUUGUGUGCAGCACUGUCAAGAAUGAUGAUUCCUUCUCCCACUAUUCCCUCUCUGUCCACGGCUGCCGCCUCUCUCUCUUCUACUGGCCCGACGUCUCGGCCGCACGGCCCGUCAAGUUCUUGUGGAAACUGGAGCAGGUGUGUGACAGUGAGUGGCAUCAUCUUUCACUCAGCGUCCAGUUUCCCUCCGUGACCCUGUAUGUCGAUGGUGUGACCUUUGACCCCGCCCUCAUCCAUGACAACGGCGCCAUCCCCAACCCCGCCCCCCGCCAGAGGAUGUUCAUCGGCGCCUGCUGGGAGCCUGAAGAGAAGCAGAAGGAAAUACUAAACAACACCAUCCCAGAGGCUAAAGACUCAGUGAAAUAUGUGGGAGGUUACCAUGGCCUGUUGUCGGGGGUAACGGUGCGUCCCGGCAGCGUGGAGCCUCACAGCGUGGUGGAGUGUCUGUACGCCUGCAGGGAGGGCCUGGACUUUGGAGACCUGGAGACUCUGGGCUCCGGCAUGAAGGUUCAUGUGAACCCCAGCCAGUCAGUGUUGGUGCUAGAGGGAGACGACAUUGAGAGCUUUAACCGUGCAGUGCAGCAAGUCACCUACAGGAACUCUCUGCGCUUUGCCACCCCCGGAGUCCGACCCCUCAAACUAACCACCUCGCUCAGAUGUUUCAACGAAGAGAGUUGUCUGUCUCUCAAGCAGCUGGAGGGAUACCUGGUGGUUCUCCAGCCCGACGCCCCUCAGAUCUCUCUGUCUGGGGUCGGCCCUCAUCUGGCUCGUCCUGCCCCUGAGUUUGAGGGUCCCCGUGGUGUCCCCCUUUUCCCUGAGCUCCGGAUCGUCUGUUCCUUGUCUCAUGCUGUCAACACAGCUGCACAGGGGAUGGAGGGAGGAGCUCUGAUGUCCGACGCCGUGGCUCACACUUUGGAUGGCUGUGAGGUCCAACCGCUGGGGGAGGAGCUAAACCCAGAGAGGGAGGAGCUUCUGGUGGACAUGGAUGUUGUGCGAGAGAGGGGACUGGAAAUCAUCAAUACUACUGCUUAUAUUGCCAUCACAGGUGCUGAAUCCAUCUCGGUAUACGAGGACGUCCUUCGCUCAGUCCGUUACCGAUUGGCCAAAGGCUCGGCCCGCUUCGAGAGGCGGUUCCGCCUGUCCUGCUCUGAGAUGAAUGGCAGAUACACCAGUAAUGAGUUGACUCUGGAGGUGAACUUCCUCCACUCUCUGGACAGUCUGUAUCACCCUUCUCACUUGCUGGCCUCCCAGCAGCAGUUUCUCCAUCCAUCCCACCACGCUGGAGAGCUGAGUGGACACACCCUGCCCAAUCCACACCGCAACUCAGUGGUGCCAGGAGCAGCCACAGUCAUCAUCAUGGUGUGUGUGGGUUUCCUGGUUGUCAUGGUGAUCCUUGGUGUUUUCCGAAUUCGCUCCAUCCAUCGCCGCGAUGAGGGUGCCAGGGGCGGGGCUAAGGAGGGUAGCAGCCAAUGGGACGACUCUGCCCUCACCAUCAUUGUGAACCCCAUGGAGUCCUAUGAGUCUCGUAUGGGCAUCUCUGCUGACACAGAGGGGGAGGGGGAGGAGGACGAGGAGGUUGCAGAGUCACCUGAAGACGCUGGCGACGACCAGCGAAUCAUCAUAAAGAAGGAGGGGAGGGACGGCAACGCCCGCCGCUACUGAGCCACACAGGUCUCUGCACCAGUUCUCAUGGAAACCAACAACCGGCUCACACACUCCAACACUUUUAAUAUCAACGACUGCUGACACUACUAGUAUAAGGAAUGUAUGCUUACAAACACUACGCACAACACAGUCACUGUAAUAAUCUUGACA